AUAAAUUCGAACUUUAAAAUCUCUGGUUCAAUAACAAGACAAAAUGUUCACCCUAGUUGGCUAAUUGAGGAGGACCUUUAUAAUUUAACUAUUUAGAUAGUCUGUAAAUUAUACUCGAAAAUUGCCAAAAGUUUGCCUCUCAAACGUGUUUUUAAUGUUCUUUCUCAUGUUCAUAAAGAUUUAUAAAUUCAUUAGACCAAAAAAAAGAUUUUAGUUCAAAGAUAAUGUUUCAUUGAGUGGUCGUGUAAGUAAGAGUCGUCGUCGUCAGCGAGUUUUCUACUCCGACAGUCAUGGAGCCAGUUCUACCCAACAACAAAGCGCCGUCGCUUUCACAUACGACUGUCUCGGUGGAUUCCGAUGGCCGAGCCACCGUAUUCCGGCCAUUCUCCCUCUCCUCGCCGCACUCACGAGCCUUUCACCUAGCAUGGCUCUCACUCUUCUCAUGCUUUUUCUCCACCUUCUCCAUCCCUCCUCUCGUCCCCGUCAUCUCAUCCGACCUCAACCUCUCCGAUUCCACCGUAUCCGCCGCCGGAAUCGCCUCCUUCGUUGGCUCUAUCUUCUCUCGUCUCGCUAUGGGACCACUCUGUGAUCUCAUCGGACCAAGGACUUCCUCGGCGAUCCUGUCUUUCCUCACCGCUCCAGCCAUUCUCUCCGCCGCAUUCAUCUCCUCUCCGACGUCGUUCAUCCUCCUCCGUUUCUUCGUCGGCUUCUCCCUCGCUAAUUUCGUUGCCAAUCAGUACUGGAUGUCGUCCAUGUUUUCCGGCAACGUCAUUGGUCUCGCUAAUGGCGUCUCAGCCGGUUGGGCUAACGUCGGCGCCGGUGUCUCACAGCUCCUAAUGCCUCUAAUCUACACCACCAUCGCCGAGUUCAUCCCACACGCCGUCGCAUGGCGCGUAUCAUUCGUAUUUCCCGCCAUUUUCCAGGUUACAACCGCCGUCCUCGUGCUCCUCUACGGCCAAGAUACUCCCAACGGCAACAGAGAUGCAUCGAAACGAAACAAAAUCAGAUCCCCCGAAGAAGAAGAAGAUUCGAAUUUAGUUGAAAUUCUCAUCGGCGGACUUGGGAAUUACAGAGCGUGGAUCUUAGCUCUGCUUUACGGAUACUCGUACGGCGUGGAGCUCACGACGGACAACGUGAUCGCCGGAUAUUUCUACGAGCGGUUCGGAGUGAAUCUGGAGGCGGCGGGGACGAUCGCGGCGAGUUUCGGGAUAUCGAACAUAGCGUCGAGACCGGCGGGAGGAAUGAUAUCGGACGCGCUGGGGAAGAGAUUCGGGAUGAGAGGGAGGCUCUGGGGACUGUGGGUGGUGCAGUCGGUGGCUGGGUUGUUGUGUGUGUUACUCGGACGAGUCAACUCGCUUUGGGGAUCGAUCGCCGUCAUGUGGGUAUUCUCUGUUUUCGUUCAAGCUGCUUCUGGCCUCGUCUUUGGCGUCGUCCCUUUCGUCUCUACCAGAUCUUUAGGAGUGGUGGCGGGGAUUACGGGAAGUGGCGGCACUGUGGGUGCGGUGGUGACGCAGUUUCUGUUGUUUUCAGGAGAUGGUGUUAGGAAACAGAGAAGCAUUUCACUUAUGGGUUUGAUGACUUUUGUGUUUUCUCUGUCGGUUACAUCUAUUUACUUUCCACGUUGGGGUGGAAUGUGUUGUGGCCCUUCGCCGUCUUCUGGAACUGAUGAUGUCUCCCGGGGACUCCUUGUAGACGGCGAUGAAGAGGAAGCUGAUACAGUGAAUCGUCCCGUUUGUUGAUUUGGCCUAACGGAAAUAAGUAAUGGGAAAGUUUUAGUAUCCGUAUGCAAAAAUAUUCUUAGGCAGAUUUAUCUUCUGCUGUUGGGGAUUUUGUAGAUCAAAAUGGGGUUAAGGAAGAAUUUGAUGUUGCCAUGCUUAAGGAAUUACUUUCUCACACCACAACACUAUUACAAAAUAAGUUUGCAGCUUCUAUGUAUAAUAACUUGGAAUGGUACUUAAUUAGGCUAA
Molecule: messenger RNA, 1967 nt
Organism: Capsella rubella
Lineage: Eukaryota; Viridiplantae; Streptophyta; Magnoliopsida; Brassicales; Brassicaceae
Product: high affinity nitrate transporter 2.7
Exons: 2
Coding region: 291-1739 (482 amino acids)
Biological process (GO): transmembrane transport
Molecular function (GO): nitrate transmembrane transporter activity
Source: RefSeq, a predicted model, not a curated record